Messenger RNA from Oreochromis aureus, 2406 nucleotides. RefSeq names its product proline-serine-threonine phosphatase interacting protein 2 (gene pstpip2). Gene Ontology annotation, cellular component: actin filament; cytoplasm; plasma membrane. The record is from RefSeq and is a predicted model, not a curated record. Gene Ontology annotation, biological process: actin filament polymerization. The transcript has 14 exons. Gene Ontology annotation, molecular function: actin filament binding. The coding region runs from base 89 to 1105 and encodes 338 amino acids. Lineage: Eukaryota; Metazoa; Chordata; Actinopteri; Cichliformes; Cichlidae.
UCAGCUCUCGCCUGACAGUCGGCACUUUCUCUUACAUGGUCAGAGAGUGCUUGCGAUAAAGCGCCUGUCUGCUGCCUGCUCCGUUUACAUGAUGAAGAACCUUCAUUUUAAGGAUUUCUUCUGGAACUCGGACCUGACCUCCACUAUCGGGUAUGAUGCCAUCAUUCAGUAUCUCAAUGAUGGCAAGAGGACAUGCAAGGAGGUGGAGGAUUUCAUGAAAGCCAGGGCAUCAGUUGAAGAGAAGUAUGCCAAAGAACUCCUUAGUUUGUCCAAGAAGGUGUGUGGACACAGUGAGAUGAACACAUUAAAGAGAUCCUUGGACAUGCUGAAAUUACAGACUGAACAAGUGAGUCUGUCACAUUUACAACUGGCCCAAAACAUGAGGGAGGAGGCCAAGAAACUGGAAGACUUCAAAGAAAAGCAGAAAGAAGCUAGGAAAAAGAUAGAACAACAAAUGGAUGCUCUCCACAAACAGAGGUCCUCACAGUACAAGAAGACAAUGGAUUCAAAAAAGACUUAUGACCAGAAGUGUCGAGACAAAGAAGAAGCGGAUCAGAACGUGAACCGAAACACCAACACCAACAACACCAAGCACAUGGAAAAGCUCUAUGCAAAAGCACAGCAAGCAAAACAGAACGCAGAAGAAGCAGACAAGUUAUACCAGCAGAAUGUCACUACACUGGGAAAGAUUAGAGAUGACUGGAUAAAGGAGCAUAUCAAAGCCUGUGAGGUGUUUGAAAAGCAGUCAGUGGAGCGGAUCAACUUUCUGAGAAACACGGUCUGGACUCACCUCAACCAGUUAUCCCAGCAAUGUGUGACCAGUGACGAGCUGUAUGAGGAAGUGAGGAAGUCACUAGAGCAGUGUGACAUCCAGGAAGAUAUUGAACAUUUUGUAAACCUCAGACAGACUGGUGAUAAACCACCAGUUCCAGUUGUGUAUGAGAACUUCUAUAGUGGUCAGAAAUCACCAACUGGAGCACCAUCCUUUCGAAUGCCUCCACCAGUCAACAGGAGGGGACCAUUACCUGUGCCAGCACAGAACAGUAAUGAUGAUUCGCACUACUCAACAGUGGAGGACGCAGACUACAGUGUUAUCCAGUACUAGCACACAUAUGUGCUGGAGGAAUUACUGCACACACUGUGGACUGUUCUUUGUGUCAAACCUCAGGGUUACUUUGUACUUCUCCUCACUUCCUCUUUUAUGAUUUCCUGUAAAAGGAAGGUCAUACCAGAGAGGAAAAUUUGUGUCAUAAAUGCACAUAGAGUUUCAGGUUUAAGUGAUAGUGAACAUUUUAUUUUGGAACGCUUGAUUCGGUUUUUGAAAUUAGAACAGACUUAAAUGGUGAUGCUUUUGCAGUAGGUUAGUGAUAACAUCUACAUCUAUAGCUGUAUUGUUGAAUUCCUGUAUAAAUGUAGGGGCUCAUUGUGCCUUUUAAUAUGUCGGUGUCAUGCAAGGUUCUUUCUUCUACAUAACUCCAUCACACUUUACUUUUAAGUAUUUAAAAAAUAGCCUAUUCAUAUUUGAAACACAAUAAGAUACUGUGUAAUCUAGGUUUCAUUUCCCCUUAAGUAUGAAAGUGUCACGUCAGCUGACAGGUAUACGAGAAAGCCUCAUGCACACUCUCAGCAGACACACCCUAGUCAAGUGCAACCUGCACCCAACACUUUUUCAGUCAUUUUAAGGGUUUUAUGCUCUGAACCGACGUUCCUGUAAUUAAAAUGCGUGUGAUGAUGAUUUAUAAUAUAUUUCUGGGUAUUGGAGGAGGAUUUUAAGAGUUUCACUGUGUUUUUGUGUUUUUUUCUUCUGCCCAUAUUAACGACUUCUAAUUUGUAGCAAAAAGUAAAUAGAUAGCAUUUGAUUCUGUGACCAAUCUGCUGUUGGUUUUUGUUAAAAACAUUGUUCUUCACUGCACUUCUUGAGACAUUUGUAUUCAUUAAACAGUGUUUUUACAAUGCUGUACAAAAAUCUUUAGACACCCCUCAUUCCUUUAAAUUUAAUAAGUGCAACAAUUUAUUUAAACGUGUGCAAACAAACAUGGAAAUAAAGUGUACAAUUCUAAUGAGUUUGAAAGUCAAUAGUACGAUCACAUUUAUUCUUCAACAAGCCUGAACUCUUUUAGUCAAAAGUGCUUCUAAUUUCUUUAAAUAGUGUACAGGAAUAGUUCUCCAGGCUUCUUGACGGACAUUCAAAGCUCUUCUUUAAAUGUUCACUGCCUUUUGUUCUUUUCUCUCUCAAGAUGAUCCCACACUGUUUCAGUAAUGUUGAGAUACAGGCCUCUGGGGAGGCCAAUCCAUGACUGUUAGUGGGCAUUUUUAUGUUCAGGCAUGCCUUUACUUCAGUGCAAGUGUGUUUAGGAUCACGUGUUUGUGUUUGUCAUGCUAAGAGAUAAAGCUAUUGCCAUCGCA